ACGGAGUAUGUAUAUAGUAUUUUGUUAAAUUACAGUAUGUUACUUGUUUGUUAGAAUCCCUUCUUCCCUUGUCUUCAAAAUUAAAUUUCGUAUAUGUUUCGACAGAUCUCUCUAAAUAUAACCAUUUUUUCAUUCUGUUUUAUCAGUAAGCAAAAUAAAAUCUCUUAAAUUCGUGUGAAAAAGUGACGAAAAUCUGCAGUCCAAAGGAGAGAACGGUACACCGCAUUGGUCGUACUUCCCGAAAAACAAAAAUUUAUAUAACUUGAGUAUAUAAGUAUUUUAUAUAAUUUUUCUGACCGACUACAUAUAUAUUGAGUUGGCAUAACAAAAAGCAAGCAUAAAAAAAAUAAAAAAAAUCCUGAAAAGGUUGCAGCAUUUACUUAGCUCCUUGAAGAUGGCCCAAUAUGAGGAAAUUGGAAAUGUGAACAUCUGGUGGUUCCCCGAGGACUUUUGCCAAUCCCGCUUUGGGGACUAUCGUAAGAGCGGAACAAAUUCUUGCACGCUGAUCUCUUUAAUAUUAGCCGAUAAGGUGUCCAAGAUGCCAAGUCUCAGCCAGAACGUGAAGGAGCUACCGGAAAAGGCCUGGGAUCUCAUUGGCGAUUCGAUCAAUGAGGGCAAUAUUGUCUAUCAUGAUGAAAUUUCGGCUAAUCUCAAUAUUAAUAUACCGGAUGCUAUGGCAGCUAUACGCUCUCAUCACAAGAUCAACUUUCUCCUCGAGGAAUGGUUCUUCACCCAGGUGGGCUCCGAUCCGCUUAGUCCAAUGAUUGUCGGCGUUGAGUUGUCACGCAUCUUUACCACUACUUUGGAUGCCUUCAAGCAGGUCGACGGCGGGAAUACGCCGUCCCAGCUGUUUGCUGCCAUCGUCGCUGAUUGCCGCACCGUCAUGGUGAGCAUCGACCUGCGUACCUCGAUCGCAUUCAUUGUCGAUUCACAUCAGCAUGGCAAUAAUGCUGGCGCCUUCUUUGCCCAGAGCGACGCGCAUUAUAUAAGCGAUUUAAUGUUCUGGUUCAUCAGCAUGCUGGAUCAUAUCUUUUCCAGUCAUCCGGCUAUCUUUGAGAUAUCCUUUCUGUGUGCUAUGCCAGAUAUCGCACUUCGAAUUCCUCCAGCUGUUAAGCAACACGCCAAUAAUAUUUGCAAGUUCAAGAAGUCAUCGAAGACAGCGUAGCUCUUCCUUGAGUCACAUUGUUAAUUUCACUUGAAACAAAUUUCCUAACGAAUUUGAAGACCCACCCAUAGACACGAAACCCGUUUAAUCCCCUUCAUUGUUGAAGUUGUAUUUCUAAGUUAUUGUUUCUGUUAAUUAACACAAAUAUGUAACCGGCAGUAAUAUCCCCAUAUUAUUUAAUAAAAUUUGUAUUUUUUGUGUUAA
Messenger RNA from Drosophila mojavensis, 1369 nucleotides. RefSeq lists its product as uncharacterized. The transcript has a single exon. Bases 395 to 1165 code for a protein of 256 amino acids. NCBI's taxonomy places the organism in Eukaryota, Metazoa, Arthropoda, Insecta, Diptera, Drosophilidae. The record is from RefSeq and is a predicted model, not a curated record.